Molecule: messenger RNA, 2222 nt
Organism: Pomacea canaliculata
Lineage: Eukaryota; Metazoa; Mollusca; Gastropoda; Architaenioglossa; Ampullariidae
Exons: 6
Coding region: 19-1209 (396 amino acids)
Source: RefSeq, a predicted model, not a curated record
GGCUGACUACACUUCCAUAUGACUAGUUACCAUAUCAAUCAAAAGCGCGGGGCCCUAGGCAGAUGCCUCGUCCGCCUGCCCCUAAGCACGGCCCUGAGCGCAGGGGUCCAUCAGUUGACAAUGAGAAUUCAGAAUAUUUUACAGAUCUGGGGAAAAUGCCGCUGGCGAGCUGCCAGAAAGGCCAUUUUAUCAGCAACCAUCUUGUGUUUUGCUGUCUACGUGUUCCUCUACAGGAAACAAAGCCUUUACACCUUAAACAAAGCUUUGAUCGUCCAGAGUACAGAGACAGAAAUUAAUACUACUGCAGUCAAGGAACGUGCGACUACCAGCAGCGGCAUCACCUUGACAGGUACAACAAAAAAGCCGGUUGUCUGUCAGGAAUAUAAUCUCACCUUUGUCUCUGCUUUCUUCGAUUUCGGAGACCACCAGAAAGGCGGUGACUGGCGGACUGUGCAGACGUACUACCCGUGGAGCGAAGCCUUUGGUCGCAUUUACGCUCCUUUGAUCUUCUACACGGACUCGGACAAGUUUGGGGAGCACAUCCGGCAACUGCGCGCACACAUGGCGCCAAAUUUCACCCACGUCAUAUCCGUUAAUCGUUCCACGCUUUGGCCAUUCCAGUAUAAGGAUAUCAUAGCCCGCCUGUAUGCCCAGACGAACUACCCGAAACAUGAGCCAAACACCGUUGUUCCCGAAUAUUCCUGCUCCAUGCACGCCAAGUACGCAUGUCUGCACGACGCCAUGGUGUUACAGCAUGGUUUGGUGACAACGCACUUCGUAGCUUGGGUCGACAUCGGAUAUUACCGGGACCUCAGAAAUCCAAACAUUAGCUACUGUAUUGUCCCUCCCAAGGAUUUCAAUGAAACAAAAGUUCUUUAUAACCAGGUAUACAUGCCAAAUUUCAAUCUCUCGGCACGAGAUAUAUUCUACGAUAACGACGUGUGGGUCGGAGGAGGGAUGUUCAUAGCAACACGCGAGGUCAUGCUCAGACUCUGUGAUGAAUACAAGAGGGCGGCCACAUUUUUACUCCUCGAGCGUAAUCUGAGCUCCACGGACCAACAGACACUAUAUGCCAGUAUGACUACUGAAGGCAAAAGAGAUGUAAAGAUUGACUGUGGAUAUCGCUGUGCUACCAGGAACACAUGGAUGGUUUCAACUGGGCAACUCUCUUCUACGUCCAGUUUGAAAGUAGUAUAUCGGGUAUUAUAGAGGGAGAAAACACUGUGGGGAACAUUUGUAACUGUGGAGUCGUUCUCGAACUGCUGAAUCAAGUCCAAGAGGUGUGAGGCCAAAAACUGCAAUGUAGCUGGCCGUCGAAGGCGGUUGUACCAGCAAGAGAAUAUGCAUAUUAGGCAUCAAUCUGUGAUUGUGGCCGGUAAUUGGCCAUCACUACAGAUUGAGAUCAUGUUGAAAGAACACUCGACAAAAUGAAUAGCGAAUUUAGUCUGGAAUGUCUUGUGGGUAACUGAGAAGUGUAAGACGUGAUAUGCCCUUUCAGAAAUACCAAUGACUGGUCGAGUGAGAAGUGUUGACAGCUGCAAACUUUGUGCUUCGGCGUAGUAUUUAUCUAACGAGAAAUGGAAAAAGUGCAGAAUUUUUUUAAGAUUAGUGGAAAACGCGCCAAAACAAGGUAAACAGAAACAAAAGGCAAGAUGGUUCACGUCCGUCAAACUCUCAAACGUUAUUAUUCCGCGUGUGGACCUUUUACGCAGUAUCAGUAGCUCGAUUGGGUGCCUUAUUUAUAAUAAUGAUGAUAAGUAAAUAUUUAUAUAGAGCAUUACUGACACUUCGAAGAAAUAUGCCCUUAGCGGAAUGAGACAUCAUACGAGGGACGCAAGAAAAGGCCACAGUGCUGGUGACAAAUAGAAGACAAACUGAAUUCGUUCGCAAAAGGUUGUGUGACAAAAUGUUUGUGGGUGUUUUUGUUCUGGUAACUGUGGGAAUGUGGAAAGGUGGCGGUGUGGCGCUGCGGUGAUAACAACUAUUUUUAUGAAGUAAAACGUAGUCAGCAGAGGUUUUGAACAACCGUUCGCUAGUUACAACUGUGUCAGUACUUAACCCUAACAGGGACACGACUGGAAUUAUUUCGGUAAAGCAUGUAAUUAAUAAUAGCUUUUAUGUCCGUUUAUCUCGGUUUCAUUUCCUCCACAUUAUUCUUUGAAGAGUAGCAUGAGCCAGUGUUUUGUAGAUGAGUGUCAUUAAAGAAUACAUGCGACGCGCCU